CGCCGCCCGCAAUCAGUCUCCGUUCGGCCACCGCGCGAUUCACACGUAGCGCAACGUCUCCCUACACGGAUACGAAUGUGAAACUGGUGUUUGCGUGUACCAUGGUGAUAGUGUCUCUCGUGGCAAGUACGAGUAAUCAGUGACAAUUUACAGAAGUAACGAAGAAAACCGAUCUCUCCCGUUCCGCUCGACGGCCGGCGAGAUGUCGGUGAUGCAGAAGAGACAGCAUUGCUACCUGUGCGACUUGCCGCGCAUGCCGUGGGCUAUGCUGCACGAAUUCUCGGAGGCGGUGUGUCGCGGCUGCGUCAACUAUGAGGGCGCGGAUCGUAUCGAAGUCGUCCUCGAUACCGCCCGCCAGCUGAAGCGAGCGCACGGCUUUCAAGAGGGCAGAGGCCCGACACACACGAAAGGUGCGCACCGAGCGCCACUCGAGGCGCAUCAGAACGGCGGCGAAACGACCGGCCGCGGCCAGCCGGCUCAACCCGCACACCAUGCGCCCACAGCCGGGUUCCCGCUCCAUCACACGCGUCCCACGCCCAGCGCAGGACUCUUAGCUGAAUACGGCAGUCGACGCGAGGAGCACGAGGGCCGACGGCUGACACAUUUAACCGCACACCAUCUUCCACACGGCGGGGCGCGACUCGCACCCGGACUGACGCUAAAGCGACCGCUGGAGGAGGACGAGCACCAGUCGCACCACGAGCCGACGAAGCGGCUGCUGGAGGAGCACGCGCGGCCGCCGCUAACGCGCGGCGAGUCGCUACCGGCCGUGUCUCUGGCGGCGCCCUUCGCGCCCGACCGCGUCUUCAAACAGGAAAAGCACCCUCUGCGCACGCCUUCUUUCGACGCCACUUCCUUCAAAACCAACGGCUAUACAAGCAGUGUGGGCGGCGUCGGAGGCGUAGGCGGCGCGACCAGCGCUGCGCUCAGUAACGGCGCCGGCGGCUCCCCUCUAGGCCGCGCCGCCGCCUCUCCGCCAGCCGGUGGACCCUCUCCAAUGGCUGCGCUCAUGUCCGUGGCGGACACGCUGCCGCCGGGCAGUCCGCGCUCCGCCGGUGGCUCCCCCCCACAGCCGCCGCCCCAGCGCUCCAACAGCCGCUCCAGCCAGCACUCGCCCAAUUCCUCAGGCUCGAACGGCGGGCGGCGGUCGUCGGGGUCGCGGCAUGUCUCCUCGACGACGUCGGUGUCGUCCAGCGAGGCGGCGGACGCGGACCCGCCGGCGCCGCUGCUCAAGUGCACGCUCUGCCAGGAGCGGCUCGAGGACACACACUUCGUGCAGUGCCCCAGUCAGCCGCACCACAAGUUCUGCUUCCCUUGCUCGCGGGACUCCAUCAAGCGCCAGCAGGGCUCCGAGGUGUACUGCCCGAGCGGGGAGAAGUGCCCGCUUGCGAACUCGACGGUGCCGUGGGCGUUCAUGCAGGGUGAGAUCGCCACGAUACUGGGAGAGGAGUUCAAACCCAAGAAGGAGCGGGAGACCUAGGGAAGCGCUGCCGCCUUCCGUCUUUACCUCUUGUCCCUCGCGCUGUGAGCAGCGGGAGGAGAACGGCCCCCGGGCCCAGCUGCGCCGGCGCACGCCCGCGCCUUCGGCCCCCGGACCCUGGGUCCUUGCGGCCUUUCGGCCCCCGGCCUCGCGG
Papilio machaon (common yellow swallowtail) is the source of this 1634-nucleotide messenger RNA. RefSeq names its product interferon regulatory factor 2-binding protein 1 (gene Pits). Gene Ontology annotation, biological process: regulation of transcription by RNA polymerase II. Lineage: Eukaryota; Metazoa; Arthropoda; Insecta; Lepidoptera; Papilionidae. The transcript is spliced from 4 exons. Gene Ontology annotation, molecular function: transcription corepressor activity. The coding region runs from base 203 to 1480 and encodes 425 amino acids. Gene Ontology annotation, cellular component: nucleus. The record is from RefSeq and is a predicted model, not a curated record.